This is a messenger RNA of Lathyrus sativus (Indian pea), 213 nucleotides long. NCBI's taxonomy places the organism in Eukaryota, Viridiplantae, Streptophyta, Magnoliopsida, Fabales, Fabaceae. The record is from the annotation of a GenBank genome assembly.
AUGGCCCUGAAAUGCGGAGGACAUAUCUUCAACAAUCUCCACACUGGAAUCAAUACAAGGCACAUUUAUAUGACAAGCAAAAUGGUUGAAGAGUACUCUGGUUUGCAGUUACAACCACACAAGGCUCUUGUGGGAGCUAAUGCUUUUGCUCAUGAAAGUGGCAUACAUCAGAUUAGUUAUCAUGAUAACUACAUAUGUUUGAGUAUACCUUAG